UUAAUCGGUUUCAGCUGGUCCUAAUGUUACAAAAAGAGCUCAUAUUUAAGUCAGUUCAUCAGAAAGCAAUGUUUGAGCACCAGCUAUGCUUAGAUUCCCUCGUUCAGUAUUCAUUGAGCACCCAGUGUGUGAGAGCGCCUGGUUUUGCCCUCAAGGAGCUUAGAGUGGAGUUUACAUGAAUGAAUCACUGAUUAGCGGCAGGCCUAAGUGUGGGCACUGUCGCACCACACACCCAGAUACUACUCCAGGCACGGGCAUUAGGGGCUCCCACAGGCUGGACAGGCCUUGGACUUUCCUUGUUGAACCGUGAAGCCGCGGUGUUAGCCCGCACUCCACUGUGGGUGGCUGGUCCGGCCCCGCGAGGAGGCGCCGCUCUCAAACCCCACGGUCCCGCGCAGCGAAGAGGCGAGGCGGCCGCGGAAGGCAGGCGCAGCCCACUCUUGCCAAGAGGCCCCGACAUCUCCCGGAUAAUCUGGAGCUUUCAAAAUGUUUGCCAAAGCAACAAGGAAUUUUCUUAGAGAAGUUGAUGCUGAUGGUGACCUGAUUGCAGUAUCAAAUCUGAAUGACUCUGAUAAGUUACAGCUUCUAAGUCUGGUGACAAAAAAGAAGAGAUUCUGGUGCUGGCAGAGACCCAAGUACCAGUUUUUAUCCCUCACCCUUGGCGAUGUACUCAUAGAAGACCAAUUUCCGAGUCCAGUGGUCGUGGAGUCAGACUUUGUGAAAUACGAGGGCAAGUUUGCAAACCACGUGAGUGGAACCCUGGAGACUGCACUGGGGAAGGUCAAGCUGAACCUGGGGGGCAGCAGCCGCGUGGAGAGCCAGUCUUCAUUUGGAACCCUGAGGAAGCAGGAGGUGGAUUUGCAGCAGCUCAUCAGAGACUCUGCCGAGAGAACAAUAAAUCUGAGAAACCCUGUGCUCCAGCAGGUGCUGGAGGGAAGGAAUGAGGUCCUGUGCGUUUUGACACAGAAGAUCACGAUGAUGCAGAAGUGUGUGAUCUCUGAGCACACGCAGGUCGAGGAGAAGUGUGGCGGCAUCGUGGGCAUCCAGACCAAGACGGUGCAGGUAUCAGCGACGGAGGAUGGGAAUGUCACCAAGGACUCCAAUGUGGUGCUGGAGAUCCCAGCUGCCACCACCAUUGCCUACGGUGUCAUUGAGUUAUACGUGAAACUGGACGGCCAGUUUGAGUUCUGCCUUCUCCGAGGGAAGCAAGGUGGCUUCGAGAACAAGAAGAGAAUUGACUCUGUCUACCUGGACCCCCUGGUCUUUCGAGAGUUUGCAUUCAUAGACAUGCCAGAUGCUGCGCAUGGGAUAUCUUCCCAGGAUGGACCAUUAAGUGUUUUAAAGCAAGCGACCCUGCUCCUGGAGAGGAAUUUCCAUCCAUUUGUGGAGCUGCCUGAGCCACAACAGACAGCUUUGAGUGACAUCUUCCAGGCGGUCCUAUUUGAUGAUGAACUACUCAUGGUCCUGGAACCAGUGUGUGAUGACCUGGUCAGCGGCCUCUCACCCACAGUGGCAGUGCUGGGGGAGCUGAAGCCCCGGCAGCAGCAGGACCUUGUGGCCUUCCUGCAGCUGGUGGGGUGCAGCUUACAGGGUGGGUGUCCAGGCCCCGAGGAUGCGGGCAGCAAGCAGCUGUUUAUGACAGCCUACUUCUUGGUCAGUGCCCUCGCAGAAAUGCCAGAUAAUGCAGCAGCUCUGCUGGGCACUUGCUGCAAACUCCAGAUCAUUCCCACACUGUGCCACUUGCUUUGUGCUCUGUCUGAUGAUGGAGUAUCUGAUCUUGAAGACCCAACCUUGACUCCCCUGAAAGAUACAGAAAGGUUUGGGAUUGUGCAGCGCUUGUUUGCCUCAGCUGACAUUAGUCUGGAGAGACUGAAGUCAUCUGUGAAAGCUGUCAUUCUCAAGGACUCUAAAGUCUUCCCACUGCUUCUUUGUAUAACCCUGAAUGGACUCUGUGCUUUAGGCAGAGAACAUUCAUGAUGUCAUAUGUGAACUAGAAGUACGUGUUAUUGGCCAAGGCUAUUUUUCAGAACUGUUAAAGGUCGUAUGCACGUUAAAAGUUGACCAAUGAAAUGAAUUUACAGAACAGUUUAAGAAGUGGUGACAUUUUGCAUGAUGAAUGACCUGACUUUUAGCCACCAGGUACUCUUAGUUUUCCUUAUCAGAGGCCCUCCUGUGCUGGUGACCCAGCAUCUGAGUUAGGUUCCAGCACGUAAAGAGCUGGGAGGGUGGAGAAUUCUUAGCAUACAUUCAGACGUUUUUUCUGCACAAUAAUAAGUCCAUCUGUCACUUGAAUUCCACUUUUUGUUACAUAGAAAGAGUCUGACCCUUUAAUCCAAAAGGUCUUUACAUUGUGAAUGCUGUGGGAAGGCAAUUUCUCUGCACACAAGAGGCUACGUUUUGGAAGUGAUGUAUGUUAUUUGAUGACUGAAAAUGAACUGUAAAUGCUCUAGAGUAUAUAAACUUUAAAAAAAUCUAAUAGUAACACACCCCUGCUUGGGACCCUAGCUAUAUGCAUUUUAUGUGACCUUGCCAUGCUUCAGUGAACAUACUAAUUCUAUGUCUAGCACAUGUUGAUUUCCUAUGUAUUCUGGGUAUUCUAUUAAAGGAAACUUUGAACUA
Messenger RNA from Gorilla gorilla gorilla (western lowland gorilla), 2619 nucleotides. It is a transcript of the gene GSDME, whose product is annotated as gasdermin E. Lineage: Eukaryota; Metazoa; Chordata; Mammalia; Primates; Hominidae. Gene Ontology annotation, biological process: programmed cell death. The record is from RefSeq and is a predicted model, not a curated record. Gene Ontology annotation, cellular component: cytoplasm. The transcript has 10 exons. The coding region runs from base 487 to 1977 and encodes 496 amino acids.